Molecule: messenger RNA, 330 nt
Organism: Aspergillus bombycis
Lineage: Eukaryota; Fungi; Ascomycota; Eurotiomycetes; Eurotiales; Aspergillaceae
Product: CVNH domain-containing protein
Exons: 2
Coding region: 1-330 (109 amino acids)
Source: RefSeq, a predicted model, not a curated record
AUGUCUUUCCACGAAAGCUGCGACCUCAUCCGGAUCGAAGUCCGCGACGAUGGCACCUGGCUUCUUGCCGCUGCUGGAACCCUUGAAGAAGGAGAAACGGCCCCCGCCGAGCUUAGGCUCGACGAGAGGAUCGGUAACAGCGACGGAUGGUUUGCCUUCCCGGGUGAAAACUUCUCAGAAACCGCCCAAGAGAUCGAGCUCGACUUCCGUGAUGAUGGUCCUUGGUUGACGGCUGUGCUGGCCGAGCACGAUCAGGAAAACAGAGAGCGCCAGGGGAUCAACUUGGCUGAGCACAUUGGGAACGACAAUGGUCGGCUUGUGUGGGUUUGA